Molecule: messenger RNA, 1074 nt
Organism: Lithohypha guttulata
Lineage: Eukaryota; Fungi; Ascomycota; Eurotiomycetes; Chaetothyriales; Trichomeriaceae
Exons: 2
Coding region: 1-1074 (357 amino acids)
Source: RefSeq, a predicted model, not a curated record
AUGUUGACCGAAUCAAGCAGCAUGUACGGCAUCGAUGAAUCGCUAAGCUCCAGUGAUCAGGAAAUGUUUGCCCUAUUUCUUCGGUACCCAGAGAUCGACUUCGAUGCUGACCUCGACAUCUCGGACAAGUCGACAACAGAAAUCCCUACCGAAACCAAGGUUGAUUCGUCUCCAAUCUCCGUCGCACCAGACAAAGGCUCAGACUCGGACGCCAGCACACUUGUUGAUCAACUCGGCAGGUCGCCAACUCUGAGCACGCCUGUACGACGCUUCGAGCCUCGAUCAAACAGCUCCUCUCACGAGAACAGCAGCGACUGGGCCUCUUUCAUGCACUUGAUGCAGCAAUCAGAUCUUCCUGCUGAAUGCUUGCACUACUAUACCUGCUUACGAAAGGGCUUUGUUGGAGUCGGUGCGGAACUCUUUGGCACAGUGCGUCUAGGAAGGUCGUCCAAUACUUCAGGAGUCAUAUGCUGGUUGUUGAAGAACGUCACCUAUUCCUGCGAUCAAACUACGAUGCAGAUAGAGCAAGUUGCCAACCUCAAGACCUUGGUUGCUUUCAACUCCACACCAUCGGCGACCCAGUUGUGGUCUACAUACCUGCAAAGAGCCAAGCUGAUUGUAGAAAACCUUGCCUUACCCUCGAAGCGGGAAUGCGACCUCAUCGGAUGUCUGGUGUUCCUCUACGAUGCUCACAUCUACAAUGAAGUACUGCAAGUCAUGUCACUCAACAUUGUCGACGACACGAUAGCCAAAAAGCUGCACAUGCUGUAUGAUAAGCUGGUGAGUUGGCACCACAAAUACAAGCAAUGGUGUCAUGGUAUGCGAGACCUGAAAAACACGUACAUCCAGCCACUUAUUGAACAAUACUCCAAUUCCAAAGAGGCACAGGAAGAGUUCAACGACUUUCAGGAGCGGACAAUUAAGGCGAGUGCUGCACUGGAGAAACCUGCAGAGGAGAUGGCGGAAAUGACGGAGAAUGUGGUCAAGACUCUGAACUUGAGUGCUCGACGGCCAGGAGCUGGUUCGAGUUUGAAGAGGAGUAAGACGAGGUACAAGAGGGAGCACACUAUGUGA